Molecule: messenger RNA, 785 nt
Organism: Sphaeroforma arctica JP610
Lineage: Eukaryota; Ichthyosporea; Ichthyophonida
Exons: 3
Coding region: 96-356 (86 amino acids)
Biological process (GO): carbohydrate metabolic process
Molecular function (GO): glycerol-3-phosphate dehydrogenase [NAD(P)+] activity
Source: RefSeq, a predicted model, not a curated record
AGGUGGGUCGUUUGAUCGUAGCCAAAGGCGGAGACAUCCGCACACUGCUGACUCUGGCUGGAGUGGGUGAUUUAGUGCUGACGUGUAAUAGUGCCAUGUCGCGCAACUUCACUGUGGGCGCUCGCAUGGCCAAAGGUGAAACUCUGGAGGAAGUCAAAGCGUCGACCAAUUCCAUUGCUGAGGGCGUAUUCACGGCCUGGUCCAUACAUCAGAUGAGCGUGAAACUGGGCUUAGAUAUGCCGAUAUGCAGCGCCGUCUAUUCUGUGCUGUAUGAGAAUGUACCGUUCCUGACUGUGCUCAAAGCAUUGCAGAAACGCCCUCUGCGCGGCGAGAGAGACGAAGAAGAAGAAGAGUAGGAACAUCCAAGUAUAAGUAAACAUGGGGCACGGACGGUUGAAUAAAAGUAUACAUGGUGUACAGUAUACAUGGUGAACAGUGCACAUGGUGUACAGAGGGUUGGAUAACAAAGCACAUGCACAUGUGAUGCGUGCACAGACGGUUAUAUGACGGACCACAUGUGAUGAGGUUUUGUGUCGUCGACAUGGUUGUUGAUGAAACAUGCUGUAGUCGUGAUAGUUUUAGGAUAUAUUAAAUGGUUCUGUUGAACCUUAUUCACAAUAUACACAUACAGAUGCACAUUGAUUGGACGUACAUAUGUUAUUGGGGAAGCACAUACCUGGAAUACCCCGAGGUCGAGAAAUAGUGGCUGCUGCUGCUGGGGUGGGCGCAUACAUGCAAUAUCCAAAUAAAUAAUAAAGCAACUUUAUUGUUGGACAAUCAUAAAC